AUGGGAAGAAGCUCCAACGAUGAGUUAUAUGAGAUUCUUGAUGGCUGGUGCCGUAUUGCAAGAGACACGAGAGGAAGUACGCUUUGUUUGGAAGAUCUGAUCCGCACCAUCACCUGUGAGAGUGUAAUUCGUACUGGCAAGAAUGAUACAGAUGAAGCAUACCAAGUCUUCAAGGAUCUGCUCGAAACAACUAACAUCGACGGUGAGCGUAUUGUGUCUUUAAAGCCUUUUACGGAGCUGUUGUAUCACGCUCAACAGAAAAUGCUUUGCUUUGCAGUAUCACAGAAUGCAAACUUUUUAUUUGUUCCGCAAGAGGCUGGGCAGAACGACUUGGUUUGUGUUCUUUAUGGUUGUAGUAUCCCAGUGGUGUUGCGUCCAAGGAGUGGUGGAUUCUACUCAUUCGUUGGCCAAUGCUAUGCUCUUGGCUUUAUGCGCGGCGAGGCAAUCGAAGGCUUAAGAAAUGGAAAGUAUAAAAGCGAGGAAUUCGAACUGCAGUGA
Molecule: messenger RNA, 498 nt
Organism: Aplosporella prunicola CBS 121167
Lineage: Eukaryota; Fungi; Ascomycota; Dothideomycetes; Botryosphaeriales; Aplosporellaceae
Exons: 1
Coding region: 1-498 (165 amino acids)
Source: RefSeq, a predicted model, not a curated record